Quercus robur (English oak) is the source of this 1707-nucleotide messenger RNA. RefSeq lists its product as uncharacterized. NCBI's taxonomy places the organism in Eukaryota, Viridiplantae, Streptophyta, Magnoliopsida, Fagales, Fagaceae. The record is from RefSeq and is a predicted model, not a curated record. The coding region runs from base 409 to 1650 and encodes 413 amino acids. The transcript has 7 exons.
AAACAACAAACUUCCUAAAUUUUUAGCCUGUAGAACAAUUCUAAGAAGAUGAAUUAUUUCCCUUGAAUUUUGACCAAUCUUGCAAAAUGACAAAGACACAAAAGAAUCGCAGUAGUCAAUAGGAAAUUAAAUAGGAAGUUUGUACUUAUAAGGUGAAAAAAUUAAUGUAAAACAGCUAAAUCAAAAUCUUUUUAGACAUGAACAAAAAUAGGGUGAUCCUUACUAUAGAAGUUUGUAUCUGUAUAUAUAUUGAUAAAUAGCACUUGAAACAGUUCAAAGAGGGUGAACAAAUGCACGUUUGAGGAUUGCAAAGGGGACAAUCAAAGAUAGCUAUUACAUCUCACAUUUAUGUAUUGCAAAGGGGACAACCAAAGCUAGCUACUAGAUUCGAAUAUUAGCUAGUCACUCAUGGCUCUACCUUGUGGAAGCAGGAGGAGGUGGUCGAGGGUGGUAAAGAUGGCUUUCUGCUUGUUCUUUCUCAUACCAAUGUCAUCAGUUGGAAAUAGAAACACUAACACCAUAUUCAAUAAGAAACAAAAACUGGAGGUUCAACAGCAAUUGAAGCGCCUUAACAAGCCUGCUCUUAAAUCCAUCGAGAGCCCAGAUGGAGAUAUAAUCGACUGCGUAGAUAUAAACAAGCAACCAGCUUUUGAUCAUCCUUUGUUAAAAAAUCACACAAUUCAGAUGAGACCAAGUUCUUACCCAGAAGGGUUUUCAUUCGAUGAGAGCAACGACGUCUCUUCAAACUCCGAGCCCAAAGUGAGUCAGCCAUGGCACUUGAAUGGAAGGUGCCCAGAAGGAACAAUUCCCAUAAGAAGAACUAAAGAAGAAGAUUUAUUAAGGGCAGGCUCUGCAGCAAAUUAUGGAAGGAAAAAACACCAUUCCAUCCCUAAUGCUGAUAUCGCUGGAAUUACCCAUGAGUAUGCAUUGCUUUCUGAGGAAGGAGAUAAGUACUAUGGAAUGAUGGCAAAUUUGAACGUGUGGAAUCCCCAUACCAUGGACUCAAAUGAGUUCAGCGUGUCUCAAUUCUGGAUUGCAGCUGGUGACCCUGAUCAAGAUCUUGAUACCAUUGAAGCCGGCAUAACAGUCUACGAACAUCUAUAUGACGAUCAACAAACUAGACUCUUCACGUUUUGGACUGAUGAUUCAUAUAGAACCACAGGUUGCUACAAUCUGAAUUGCCCUGGCUUUGUUCAAGUCGACAACCAGAUUGCAGUGGGUGCAACCGUCACCCCUUAUUCCAUCUAUGGUGAUACCCAACGUACACUCGAAUUCUAUGUUUAUAAGGACAUUAAUGGAAAUGGAGACUGGUGGUUGAAAAUUGCGCAAAGAAACUUCGGAUAUUGGCCAUCUUCCUUAUUCUCGCUCCUGUCUGAUAGUGCUUCAUCCGUUCAAUGGGGAGGAGAGGUGACAAACUUAAAGCUAGGUGAACAGCACACCACAACACAAAUGGGCAGUGGGCAUUUCCCUGAAGAAGGGCCUGGCAAGGCUAGUUACUUCGAUUCACUCAAUGUUAUUGAUGGUAAAAAAGUUCUCAGACAUCCCUGGAACAGUCAUACAAUGAUAACGAAUCCCAAUUGCUAUAAUAUCAUAAAUUAUGGAGACCACUUUUAUUAUGGUGGUCCUGGUAGAAACCCCAAUUGUCCAUGAUCAUUUAGAUUAUUGUUUCAAAAUAAGGAGAAAGAGGGAAACAUAUGAAGAGGGGAA